Molecule: messenger RNA, 1872 nt
Organism: Arabidopsis lyrata subsp. lyrata
Lineage: Eukaryota; Viridiplantae; Streptophyta; Magnoliopsida; Brassicales; Brassicaceae
Product: beta-glucuronosyltransferase GlcAT14A
Exons: 4
Coding region: 267-1604 (445 amino acids)
Cellular component (GO): membrane
Molecular function (GO): glucuronosyltransferase activity
Source: RefSeq, a predicted model, not a curated record
UUAAUGCUCUUGACCAAUAAUAAUCUUUCUCUUUUCGUUAUUUCCAUAUCUGUUUCUUCAGUUCCUUCUUCAAUCUCUUCUCUUUUACUAACGUUAUUUCUUCAAUCUCAUUGAUCAAGAAACAAAAACCCUAAUCGCAAAAAUCUCAAAUUUCUUCCAAAAGUUUCAGUUUUUAAAAAUGUGUUUUCUUCUUUUGUAACGUAUUGACAAAAAACAGUGAAGAAAAAUGUGUCAAACUUUGAAUUGACCAUUUUUUUUGAGAUUCGAUGAAGAAAUUGAGAAGCUAUUACUCAAAUGUGAGACAUCAUCAGAAUCAUCAUCAUCAUCAUCAUCAUAACAAUGUUGUUUCUUCAGAGAGGAAAUGGAUUAUAUUCCCUCUUUUGAUUGGUUCAAUCUUCGCUUUGUUCUUACUCUUCCUCACAACAACCCUAACUUCACCAACCGGAAUCCGAUUUCUCCCUUUUACCCGACCCGUUUUGUUAACCGGAUCUGGUUCAUCAGCUUUCGUUGAAUCCAAGAUCAAACCUCAACCAAUCUCAUCACUCCCAUCGCCACCGCGUUUUGCUUACUUGAUUUCUGGAUCCGCCGGUGACGGGAAAUCUCUCCGGCGAACUCUUUUGGCUCUUUAUCAUCCGAAUAAUCGGUAUGUUGUUCAUUUAGAUAGAGAAUCUUCCAAGGAAGAGAGAGAGGAGCUUCAUGGAUAUAUCAAAAACUCGUCUUUGUUUCGAAGGUUUAUGAAUGUUCAUAUGAUUGAGAAAGCUAAUCUUGUUACGUAUCGUGGACCUACCAUGGUUGCGAAUACACUUCACGCCGCGGCGAUUUUGCUUAGAGAAGGAGCUGAUUGGGAUUGGUUUAUUAAUCUUAGCUCUUCAGAUUAUCCUUUGGUGACUCAAGAUGAUUUGUUGCAUAUCUUUUCGCAUUUGCCGAGGGAUUUGAACUUCAUUGAUCAUACUAGUAACAUUGGAUGGAAAGCAUCACAAAGAGCAAAACCGGUAAUUAUAGAUCCUGGACUGUAUUUGAACAAGAAAUCUGAUGUUUUUUGGGUUACGCAAAGGCGAAGCAUCCCUACAGCAUUCAAGCUUUUCACAGGCUCUGCUUGGAUGGCGUUAUCUCGGCCAUUCAUCGACUACUGUAUUUGGGGUUGGGAUAAUCUACCUCGUACAGUCUUAAUGUAUUACUCGAAUUUUCUCUCUUCUCCAGAAGGAUAUUUUCACACUGUUCUCUGCAACGCUGAGGAAUUCAGAAACACAACAGUAAAUAGCGACCUGCACUUCAUAUCGUGGGACAAUCCGCCUAAGCAGCAUCCACACCAUCUCACUCAUGCAGACAUGACUAAAAUGAUAGACAGCAAUGCCCCGUUUGCAAGAAAAUUCAGAAGAGAAGAUCCUGUCCUUGAUAAGAUAGAUGAUGACCUCCUUAACAGAGGUCCUGGGAUGGCUACACCUGGUGGUUGGUGCAUUGGAAGCUAUGAGAAUGGGAGUGAUCCUUGUGCUGUUAUUGGUGAGACUGAUGUUAUCAGGCCUGGUCCAGGCGCUAGACGGCUCGAAAAUCUGGUAACUUCGUUAUUAUCCACUGAGAAUUUCCGAUCAAAACAGUGCAAGUGAUCUGAAUAUCUAGAGAACGACAUCAAAGAGAUUGAAUGUAGCAGCCUUGAUUAUUGGGAUUAGAUGUGAUUUAGGAUCUUAUAGCAUCCCUCUUUUACUUAGUCAAGAUUAUAAGUGAACAAUUAGGCUAUGGCUGUGAGAAGUAUAUGUCGUGUUGCUACCACACAACUUGCCUUAAGGUAUUGUUGUACUUGUCACAUUCUCAUAGAAUGUUCCCUUUGUGAAAUUUUUGUACUCUGUUUUUUAAGUUGCAUCUUCUUACUUUUUA